Molecule: messenger RNA, 2419 nt
Organism: Arachis duranensis
Lineage: Eukaryota; Viridiplantae; Streptophyta; Magnoliopsida; Fabales; Fabaceae
Exons: 19
Coding region: 45-2132 (695 amino acids)
Source: RefSeq, a predicted model, not a curated record
ACUAGACUUGUGGUAGCGGCAAACCUCAAAGUAUCCGAAGUGUGAUGCCUCCUUCUUCGCCAUCAAUGGCUUCCACUCUCAGAGCCUACGCCCUCCCUCUCAUUCUCUUCGCCUUCGCCAUGCUCUACCAGCUUCUCCUCAUUCCCAAUUAUUUCCCCCCUUCCCACUACGACGUGCUCAAAAUCGACACCUAUAGUCCGGUGGACAAAGUCAGAGACUCUUACCACACUCUUCAAUCCAACUGGAAUUCGAGUCCCCAAGUUCCUGAUACUUGUCAGUUCUUAAAGAUUCAAUAUGCUUAUGAGUUGCUGACAAAUCCCUCGUGGAAAAGAGAUUAUGACCUAUUUGGGAUUGAUGAUCAACUUCAUAUUCUUGAGAAUGCCAGCAAGAAUUGUGCUGGAAAACGCAUUUCGGAAUUGGAUCUCCCUCUACUAGAUGUCCCUCCUCCUUCUGGGCCUAUUGAUCAUUCUCAUAAAGUCAUUACCGCACUAGACUUCCAGUCUAUAUUUCCAGUUACAAAGCCAUGGCUAAUUCAGUUAUAUUCAUCGGGGAGCAAACGCUGUGCUCAAUUUUCAGAAUCCUGGAAUAAAAUUGCUUCUCUAUUGCAUCCGUUUGCAAAUACUGGUAUGGUGGAACUUGGUGAGGUGCAAUUAGCCGUCUACCUAGCUGAUAAAAGAUCAACAGGAAAACCUUACUUCAGAAAUGGAAUUCCAUAUCUUCUUGCUAUUCCUCCCGGAUGCCGUGAUGUAAAAUGUUUUAGUAGGUUUGAUGGAGAGCUUACUGUGGACAAGGUUACAAAUUGGUUUGCAACAACUGUACUGGCUUUACCUCAAAUUAACUACUACUCGAAGGAGUCACUGGUGCCAAAACUUUUUGGAAAGAGUAGUCAUCAUAAGGUAAAAGUAAUAUUUUUCACAAAAUCUGGGGAACGUGCUGCUCCAUUUAUUCGACAAGCAGCAAAAGACUAUUGGGAUUAUGCUUCAUUCGCAUUCAUUCUUUGGCGGGAAGAGGAGUCUUCCUAUUGGAUGGGAGCAUUUGGCGUAGAAUCUGCACCUGCUGUCGUAUUUCUUAAAGACCCAGGUGUCAAACCUGUUGUGCACCAUGGUUCAGUAGACAAUUCAUUUUUCUUGAAGAUGAUGGAAAAUAAUAAACAGCAAGAGCUUCCUCAAUUAAGAAGUGUGACAUCAAUGGAGCUUGGUUGUGAUCCCCAUGGCUAUUCUCGUGCUGGAUAUGAUACAAUUAUUUGGUAUUGCGCUAUUGCAGUAGGAAGGCCAGGUCUUGCGCUGAACAAAAUGCGUGAAACUAUGUGCAGGGUCAAAGAAACAUUGUCUAAGCCUAAUGAGGCAGAUGCAUCAUCUGACAAUCAAACCUUAGCUCCAGCUGUGGAGGUAAUUAAAAGAAAGCGGUUGACGUUUGCUUGGCUUGAUGGUGAAAAGCAAAAGGAUUUUUGUCGAUUUUACCUUGGUCCGGCUAGCGAGCAGACUUGUGGACAACACACGGGCGUUGAUGAUAUUCCUCAGUUAUUUAUUAUUCGUUACCUGAGGAAUAGCAGUGCUAUGGAUACCAAGACACAGGAAAAACCGACAUGGAAAUCUCUGCUGAUGAAAGAUCUAGAGGGUGAACAUGAUCAAGCAGGCCAGUUUGUAGCUAGAUAUAAGGGUGCAAGUGAUAUCUCAGAGGUUUGUUCUUCUACACUGAAAUUUCCACAUCGCAAAUGGUGCUUUGUAACACUACGAACUCCAGCUCUUGUUCCAGAUGACAAAGAUCCUGGUUGGUCCAGAACUGCGCAAAAGGUUCCUUUGGAAAAUCUCAAGCAGAGGAUUCAGGGUGUUGUUAGAGGACUUUUGGUUUACCAAGAGGAUCCAAGAAUUGGUCCUUUCUUGCUUCUGGGAGCAUUAAUUUCUAUGGGUUCCAUCUGGUUCCGAAGGAACCAAGCUCAGACAUCUGAAUCAAAUCCACAAAGUCAACCAAGUUCUGAGGAACCUUCCCAGGAUGAAAGAAAUCAGAGACCAAGAGAUGGUCUCCGAAGGCGGCAAACUAAAGAUUCGACUAAAAAUCAGCAUCCUUCUAUGACGGAUUCGGAACCAAAGGGUGCUUAUCAAAUACCACUUUCAGAUUCUGAAUCUGAGUAGUUUCAACAUGGUUUCUCCUUGAAGGAAAGUAGCUUUUCAAGACACAGUGCUAUAUGGUCUGAACUCUAAUUAGGCUCCUAGUUGAAGCCUUUAGAACAUGAUACUAGGCUGUCAGCAUGUCAACUCGAGAUUAGGGCAUAUACUACUGAUGUCACGCUGAUUAGAAGCUAACUUGAUUUUCUUUGUACAUAGAUGUUAUUAAACUUUCCUGCUCCGAUCAUAGAAAUUUAUUUGAAUUUGCUGUUUCGAUUAAAACAUUUACUCACUCAAAUGGUUUAGUUCUUUAA